AAUAGUAUUUUCAUUAGCGUCGUAUGUUAAGAAAGAUAAAAUGUUAUUCAUGGAAACAUUGCCAAAAGAUAUCAAUGAUCACGUUAUUUAUUUAUGUAUUUAUUUCCAAAAUAAUUAUGCUAAUUAAAAUUAUGUGUUACAAAAUUUCUCAAUAAGAGGAUUUGUUUCAAUCUUUGAUAUAUACAAUUCAAAACUUCGAGUUAGUGAUACGUGUUUCAUUGUAUAUCGAACUUUAUUUCUUAUUAACGAAUGGUGCUCGACAAGGGUUUUACGCCGCAGCAGUGUUUUGUUCAAAGAAAUGGAAUUGUCGGAUGAUGGGAGAGACAUUAAAAACUUUGAAGAUGCACGAAUUAAUGUAAACGAAGAUUGUCGAAUCUGUUUACAAAAGUCUAACGAAACAUGUCAACUGUUUCCAAACAACAAAGGUUUUUCUCAGAAACUAAUGGCAAUUGCUGGUGUGCAGGUAGAAGAAGGAGAUGGAUUGCCAUCGGUAAUAUGUUUCGAUUGUUCUCAACUUCUUGACAUAUCCUACAACUUUCGAAGUCAAAUACAAAAGACAGAUACAAAAUUACGUGAAAUAUUGAAACUCGGAUCAUGUACAGCAAAAGAUAUUGAAAAUGAAUUGAAAGUAGAAGAUCAUUUUUCUAAUAUCAUAGCAGAUGCAAUAUUACAAAGAAAAGUUACAAAUAAUAUUGGCAAUGAUAAUAAAGAUGGUGAGGAUGAUGAUAAUGGUAAUAGAGAGUGCAGUAGUAAUAUCCAUGAGCCAUCUAUACAAAUUGAUGUACAAAGUUUUCCUAAUGAUCAACAUGAUUUCGCCUCCGAAAUAAUUAAUGAUAAUAUAGAUUCCAAUGACAAGUGCAAUUCAAUAAUUGAACUAGAAAAUAAACAAGAAGAACCAUACAAAGUUGUAGAAAACAUAAAAUUACCUCAAAGUUGUGAAACCAUUACAAAUAAAAUAAAUAGUGUAACAUGUCAUUCGUCUAAUUUAAUAACAGAAACAGAAUGUAUUAAAGAAGACUUUUCUCGUGAAAAUAAUAUAUCAGAAAGUAAUAAUUCCAUCGACCAAAGCAUUGUAAGACAAGAACAAAUAUUCAAACUUGAAAUAAAAAAUGAGUUAGAAAAGUUAAACUAUAAUACACUUAUAGAAAGUUCAUCCAAAAUUAUUAAUAUUCAAGAAGAAGGAAAACCUAUCUAUAAUUGUAGUGAUGAUGAGGAAAAACCUUUAAUUAGUAGAACUACAAGACAGAAAUGUUCGCAAUGCAUUAAAUCAUUUACUACACGUUUAGCUUUACAAAGACACAUGACAGUACAUAAACAUAAAGCAGAAGUACGUUAUGUUUGUUACAUAUGUGAUAAACAAUUUUCAAAUAUUACUAAAUUAAAGAAUCACAUUAAUAGUAGACAUCAUGUACGUUUUAAUAAUAAGAAAAGAGAGAAAGAAAAUAGUGACAAUAAAGAUGUACAUUUCAAAGCAGAGGAUCUUGAUAAUAAUUGUAAUAAUUCUAUGGAUAAUACUAAAACUGAAAAAAAAAAUUGUAAAUUUAUAUGUAAAGUUUGUUCUAAGCAAUUUACAUAUCAAAAAUCUUUUUUGACACAUGCUAAAAGUCAUCCAGAAUACAAUCCUGAAGAUUUAAAUGAUUUUUCUAGUGAAACUGGAACCCAAUUGAAUGAAAUCAAAAAUAAAUCCGUACUAAAACAAAAUGAAUCAGACGAUGGAAAUAAUGACGACAUUGAUGAUAUUGAUAACGACGAUGACAAUGAUAAUGAUAAUUUACCAAUGGAAAGUCCUCAGUGUACACAAUGUGGAAAAUUAUUUGCAACCAAAAGAAAUCUUAAAAGGCAUAUUUCUACUCACAGUGGUUUGAAAUACAAUUGUUCGACUUGUGGAAAAGUUUUUUCAAGAAUAGAUAAAUUAAAAGACCACGAACAAUCAAAGCAUAAGGAUGAAAUAUUUGGAAACUCUGAAGAAGAGAAUGAAGAUGACACAGAUAAUGAAAAUAAAGUUAAUGAUGGUUCUAAUGAACGAAAGAAGGGUAGGCAUAAUAGACCACAUAAAUGUGCUCUCUGUCCAAAAGCAUUUGCUCAACAGCAAUCUUUAGCUAAUCAUAUAGAAAGACAUAAACGUACUAAAGAUAGUCAAAAGCGAUUUUUGUGCGAAGUUUGUAGCAAAUGUUUUGCUCAAAGUGGUUCACUGGUUGCUCAUAUGCGUACUCAUACUGGCAUUAAACCAUAUGUAUGUAAUAUCUGCAGUAGAGCUUUCACUAAAAGCACAUAUCUGCAAUUACAUUCAAGGACUCAUAGCGGAGAAAAGCCUUACAUUUGUCAAUAUUGUAGUAGAGCAUUUGCACGUGCCAAUACUUUAGCCAGGCAUAUAACGAUGCACACGGGAGAAGCUAAAUAUCACUGCCAGAUUUGUACUAAGUCUUUCAGACGAUUAACUUCUUUAAAUGAACACACAUACACGCAUACUGGCCAAAGACCAUAUGCAUGUAAAAUAUGUACAAAAAGAUACAACAAUGCAGGUUCUUUGUAUGCGCAUACAAAGAAAUGUAAAGCUCAGCAAUUGUCUAAUUCUACAACAACUUUUACUCUUUCAAUGGAUAAUUCAUUGCCACAAAGUGGUGGACCCACAUCACAGGUUUUAAUCUAUUCUCAAAGAAAAUUAUUAGAGGAUGCUACUGUUGGUCAAAUAACACCAACUCCGCAAUACAUGAUUGCUAAUGUACAUAAUCAAAAAGCCUUAUCUACAAAUAUUAUGCAACCAUUUACGGUUGAGGAUCCAAAUGUAUGUACAGUCAAUUCUAAACAGUUAAAAAAUUCCUAUUAUUCUAUAUAUCCAAAUGUAUAAGAUACUCUGCUGAGGUAUACUUAGUAAAAAUUGUAUAAUUAUAUAUCAAUCUAAUGAAUCAUCUAUUUUUAAGAUGUGAAUAAAAAUUAAAGUCUGAUUGUAGAACAUUAGAAUGCAGCAGUAUUUGACAAAAGAAACGAAGACUUAUUAAAGUGUUAAGAAAUUAAGUUUAUCGACUAGAUCAAAUAAAAUAAACUUUCGUAAACGUCUUUAAAUAAGAUUCAAGUUUUAAAAUAUUAAUAGAAAUUCAGGUUUACGUACCCAGUCAUAAUAAAAUGAAAUAAAUCUUUCUAACAUUUUCAAAAUGUGGUAUAUUGAAUUUUGGAGAAUUUCAGCUUGCGUACACCGCAAAUUUUAAAUCAUCCGUGCUUACAUCGAUACUUUAAAUUACAUGUUAUAAAGUAACAACAUAGUUCAACCAUAAGCAGAAUUCCUUUUAGCAUUACAUAUGGUUUUUCUAUAUUUUUUUUUUCUUCCUGUAGGUACAUAGAUACACAUACAAAUACACAUAAGCAUAA
Messenger RNA from Polistes canadensis, 3366 nucleotides. Its product is annotated as zinc finger protein 600-like. Gene Ontology annotation, molecular function: zinc ion binding. Gene Ontology annotation, biological process: regulation of immune system process; negative regulation of transcription by RNA polymerase II; regulation of cytokine production. The record is from RefSeq and is a predicted model, not a curated record. Bases 299 to 2848 code for a protein of 849 amino acids. Lineage: Eukaryota; Metazoa; Arthropoda; Insecta; Hymenoptera; Vespidae. The transcript has 3 exons. Gene Ontology annotation, cellular component: nucleus.